Messenger RNA from Coregonus clupeaformis (lake whitefish), 919 nucleotides. RefSeq lists its product as uncharacterized. Gene Ontology annotation, molecular function: N-methyltransferase activity. The transcript is spliced from 3 exons. The record is from RefSeq and is a predicted model, not a curated record. NCBI's taxonomy places the organism in Eukaryota, Metazoa, Chordata, Actinopteri, Salmoniformes, Salmonidae. Bases 82 to 855 code for a protein of 257 amino acids. Gene Ontology annotation, cellular component: cytosol.
CCAGAACACCUGAACACACACCAGAACUCCUGAGCCACACACCUGAACACCUGAACACCCACCACACCCUACCACACCGCCAUGGGAGAGUGCCACCAGGCAAAGUUUGACCCAAAGACCUACUUCAACUACUGCUACCAGUUUGCUGCUGUCCCGGGCCAGAAAGACAACAGCCGCUUCGUCUCCUUCGUCCUCUGUCAGCUUAGCAAGACCUUCUCAACAGGGAAGUACAGGGGCCAGAGGCUGGUAGAGGUGGGAACAGGGCCAACCAUCCACACUCUGAUCAGCGCCUGUGAGUACUACGAUGAGAUUGUGGUGUCGGACUACGUGGACAGCAACAGGAGGGAGAUCGAGAGGUGGCUGAGAGCAGAGGAGGGAUGUUUCGACUGGAACACUCACCUCCAGUACGUCUGUGAUCUGGAGAGGAAAAGAACCCCAGCGAUCGUCACAGACACUCUCCGUCAGAGGGUUAAACAGGUUCUAAAGUGCGACAUCUGCCUGGAGAACCCAUUCCACCCUGUCACGGUUCCACCGGCGGACUGCGUCCUUUCCUCGCUGUGCCUGGAGGCAGCGUGUAAGGACCGCGAGUCCUACCACCGUUCGCUGUCCUCCAUGGUGGGCCUGCUGAGGUCUGGAGGGGUCCUGGUUCUGAUCGGCGACCUGGAUGAGACCUACUACACGGUGGGAGAGCAGAGGUUUGACUGUGUCAACCUGAGUGAGGAGUUCAUCACUGAGACGCUGUCAAGGCUGGGGAUGUGUGUGGAGGAGUUUACUCUGCAGCAGGCUGAGGACAGGGACAGCAACCGCAAGUGUGACUACGCAGCCUCCUUCCACCUCAUCGCCAUCAAACACUGAUCGGUCAUAAACUAACUGAUUAAUCAUUCAUAUUAUAAUAAAUACAACUCUGUUUGUGUUUUGC